Messenger RNA from Emys orbicularis (European pond turtle), 975 nucleotides. Its product is annotated as olfactory receptor 52E2-like. Gene Ontology annotation, cellular component: plasma membrane. Gene Ontology annotation, molecular function: G protein-coupled receptor activity; olfactory receptor activity. Gene Ontology annotation, biological process: G protein-coupled receptor signaling pathway. The record is from RefSeq and is a predicted model, not a curated record. Lineage: Eukaryota; Metazoa; Chordata; Testudines; Emydidae. The transcript has a single exon. The coding region runs from base 37 to 975 and encodes 312 amino acids.
AGCAUUUCUGAGCCUGACAGAUGCAUUGACUACCUGAUGGCAGCUUUCAACCUCACCCCCUCUGAUCCUUCAACAUUCAUCUUAAUGGGCAUCCCUGGCCUAGAAGCUGCCCACAUCUGGAUAUCCAUCCCUUUCUCUAUCGUCUACAUGAUGGGCCUGUUGGGAAAUUUCACGGUUCUGUUUGUUGUAGGCAAAGAGGAGACCCUGCACAAGCCGAUGUACCUGCUGCUCUGCAUGCUGGCACUCACAGACAUCAGCACGUCGACCUCCAUCAUGCCGAAAGCACUCUUUAUAUUUUGGUUCGAUUUCAAAGGCAUUACUGUGGGUGGCUGCCUCACCCAGAUGUUCUUCAUUCACACAAUUUCUAUUAUGCACUCAGCCGUCCUCGUGACAAUGGCCUUCGAUCGCUACAUCGCCAUAUGUAACCCUCUGAGAUACACCAUCAUCGUCACCAAUGUACGAAUAGCUAAGUUAGGGCUCCUGGCUUUAUUAAGAGCUGUUCUCUUCGUUCUGCCCCUGCCCUUUAUCUUGAGCAGGCUGCCAUUCUGUGGCAACCACAUUAUCCCCUAUACAUACUGCGAGCACAUAGCUGUGGCAAAGAUGUCGUGUGGGGACAUCACAGUGAACAGGAUGUACGGCUUGGUGAUAGCAUUUGUAGUUAUCGGGUUAGACCUGACUCUCAUUGCCCUGUCCUAUGGUCUGAUCAUCAGGGCCAUCCUCAGAAUCUCCUCCAAGAAAGCCCACCAGAAAGCCCUCAGCACCUGCACAUCCCACCUCUGUGUGUUGAUGAUGGCUUAUCCUCCUGGCCUCUUCUCCAAUCUGACACAGCGGUUUGGUCAGGACAUUGCUCCCCAUGUUCACAUCAUCUUGUCAAACCUCUAUUUCCUCAUCCCCCCCAUGCUCAACCCUAUCAUUUAUGGGGUCAAAACCAAAGAGCUUCAUGACAAAGUGGGAAAAUACAUCUGCAGAAGGUGA